Molecule: messenger RNA, 2199 nt
Organism: Angiostrongylus costaricensis
Lineage: Eukaryota; Metazoa; Nematoda; Chromadorea; Rhabditida; Metastrongylidae
Source: the annotation of a GenBank genome assembly
UUUCAGUUAAUGACGUUCACUGUAGGCCUUGAUAUUUUGGUAGUACUAAGUCAAAUAAAGCUACGAAAACAUUUUUAUAAUAAAUUGGAGACUUCUGAUGACUUUCUUAAAAUCAGGCUAAUUGCGGUUGAUUAUGCUUUCGAGAGCGAGACCGUUCUAUACGACAAUAUUGAAAAUAAGGGAAAAACACCAUCGACGCGUUUGGCCGGAAAUUUCUCCUUCGACACACUUCAUCACGAUCUUCAUGGUGGGAUGUUGGCAAGAUUUCGUUUAACAUCUUGCAAAACUCGUAAUUGCGGUAACGUUCCGGACCUCUACGUCUCUUUCGUUCAAGGUGGAAACAAUAUCCAAGAAGUUCUGUACGAUCCAACAUGGAAUUUUCUCUACGCGAUAAUCAACGCUAUUUACACCCCAGCUGAGAAUGGGAAAGGUGAUAAACAAGUAGUGGAUACCGUCUAUGGAAGAUGUCAAACGUAUUUCAGUAGACCGGAAGACAGGCGAUUCCGACGACAAAUCAGAGAUUGUGAGAUUAAAGGAGAUUUACAAAACACAAAGGUGGAUGCAGAUAUCAUAGUAAUCGACGCCGUUGAGUUGCUGACGUUCCGAACUCCAUUUGACAAUAAAUGGGGAUUCGCACUGGAAAGCAAGAUCCACGUCGAAAUCACAAAUCGUACCAUGGACUACGUCGAGCGCCACUGCAGCUCUGAGAAGCAGACGUGCGCAGCAUGUGCACGUGAAAAAUUUGGAGCCGUGACGGUCGGAGAGAAGCUCUAUGAGAAAGUGCUGCUAGCGAUCGAAACUUACAACAAGCUUCUUCUACUCCAUCUUUACGAAAUGGGUGACACCCACACAUGUGAAAAGCAUUCGGAACUGUUCUCCAACAUUGUUCAAGAGUCAAGAUACGCCAACGAGCAAGAUUGGAAAGCCGUAAUCAUGGAACCGAACAAUGAUCCCGUCCACGUACUAGGCAAUGUGCUCGGUGCCUUGGGCAACUCACUGUCGCUGAAGGUCGCUCGUGAAGUGCUUUUUGUCGAGGAUCCUAACUUCAUCGAUGACUACUUGUUCGGUGCCGCUCACUCCACUAGUUACGACGAGAAGUGGCACAAACAACUUAUGUAUUGGUUGGGUGACAUGAAGAAUAAUGAGGUGCUGUACUGGAAGAUAGCGAACACAGUGGCCACAGUCCUAAGGAGAAGGUGCGAACAAUCCUCCAGCACGCGAAAUUCGUGUCGUCACGGAAAGGUUAAGGUAAUGAAUUUUUGCAUAGCCUUCAUUCUAUCGUUAGAACGAGCUCGUGGAUUCUUGUGCUCAAACCACUCCAGUUCUCUGCAAAUGGCCGCCUUACAACUAAUCAAAGCUGCCAGUUCUUCUCUUUACGACUCAAGACUUUCCAAAGUUCUUAUAAAAAUUUUUCGCAACGUCUGUCCUCAGCCAACCAGCACCGGAGAAUCGCAACUUGCCGUCGACAUCCUUGUAAAGUCCGUACCUGAUCAACAGCAUGUGGGGACCAUCUUACUGCGCUCGGAGACCACGAAUCCAGAUGAUCACGAAAAAUGGCAAUAUUUCUAUAGAGCUGUGAGAAGUAGUAGACAACAAGACGAGCUGAAAGAGGAAUUUUGGCGAAAAUUACGUAAUUUCAAAGUGUUCCGACCAAACUAUGCCCAUCGAGCACUGGUCGCAAAUUCGGGAAGUGAAUGGCGUGAAAUUGCUGAGCAUGCUGGAUACAAAUUGUAUUCAGUGGCAUCCACAGAGUUUCGCGGCGAUGUGUUCAAGCGGUCCGAGUUUGACCUCCGCAUGAAGCACAAAAAGCAGGACGAAAGUAUAUUUGGGGUAUGUGGUAAUGUGAUGGUACGCGAAUUCGCAGUUUCGCUACCUCUUUUAUCCGGCCUCACAGUCCAAGCGAAUUCGGCUGGCGCCGUUUCGUUGAAGAUGCUCACCUCUUCAUCGGUUUCACUGUGGAAUCAAGAUUUGUCAGCUGGCUUCAAAACAAAGUAUGGUUUUUUUUCUAUUUUCACUUUGAAAGCGCAUUCAAAAAGAGAGUCCAUUUUGGAUCCACUUGCUCUUCAGAGAAGCAUAGGGUCGCUGCAGAUUCCUCACGGCAAGGAUACAAGAAAGAAAAUUCUUGGAAAAUAUAAUACUAAAGCUCUUAGAGAUAAAUCGUUAGAUACGCGCAUUUUCUACUAUUCGGUUGCUUUAUAA